This is a messenger RNA of Ornithodoros turicata, 3417 nucleotides long. RefSeq names its product SCY1-like protein 2. Lineage: Eukaryota; Metazoa; Arthropoda; Arachnida; Ixodida; Argasidae. The coding region runs from base 556 to 3126 and encodes 856 amino acids. The transcript is spliced from 15 exons. Gene Ontology annotation, biological process: protein phosphorylation. Gene Ontology annotation, molecular function: ATP binding; protein kinase activity. The record is from RefSeq and is a predicted model, not a curated record.
CGAGCGUUUGGUGCUGCCACCUGCCUGAUGACGUAACUCCUGUCGUCUGCCGGAAAGGAUGGUAGCUUUUGCGAUUCCAUUCUUCACCGUGUGACAUAUAAAGACAUAAAUUCUCGGCAGUUUUUACGGUUUUUGUAGAUACCCAUUUGUUUAAGAGCAACAUACUGCGUUUACCGUUGUGUCUGCUUCAGUGAGACAAAGACAUUCAUUAUUGGCGCUCAGCUGCACUAGGAUUAUGUUACUUCGCAGGUGGUUCCUUGUGAGCGGUGAGAAAUCAUAAAUUUUUGGAAUCCACUGAGUGAUCGGACCUUCGGUACAAAGUGAAAUUGUUCAUUGAACACCACAAAUUUACGACGGACGUACAGUGACGUGUGGCAGAGAUUUCACUGCAUACAUGACUGUGAAGAAUACAAACUUAUACACAGCUCUAAUGAUGAGAACUACAAACUCAGCAGAUUGCAAGUGACUCCUGGAAGUUCAGGUGAUAGCACCUCAUCAAGAGUAGCCAAUCUGGUGACACAGUUACAGUUACCCCGUAAUUUAAAUACUUGUACCAUGGAUGUGUUCAGCCGCUUGAGAACAACGGUGUCCAAUUUAAGCACCGUUCUGCCUGGAAACCCAGUGACGCGUGAAUACGAAAUCAUCAAGCAUGUUGGCAGUGCUGGACCUGGUCUCCUCUGGAAGGUCUUCCAGGCAAUCAAAAGAAGCACAAAAGAGGAGGCUGCGGUAUUUGUCCUGGAAAAGAAGCUCCUGGAACGGUAUGCAAAACGGGAUCGCGAGCUCAUCAUGGAAACGCUCAAGCAGGGAGUGGCUCAGCUGACGCGACUGAGACAUCCCAGUUUGCUCACGGUUCAACACUCUAUGGAAGAAUCCAGGGAGAGCUUGGCUUUUGCAACAGAGCCCGUGUUCUGCAGCUUAGCAAACAUUCUGGGUCAACAGGAGAACAUGCCCGUUCCGCCUCCGAGCGAACUCAAAGACUACCAACUCUACGACAUUGAGAUCAAAUACGGCCUGCUGCAGGUCUCAGAAGGACUGAUCUUCUUGCACAGUGAUGUCAAACGCUUGCACAGAAACCUCUGCCCAGAGUCCAUCGUCAUCAAUAAGAGGGGAGCGUGGAAAAUUGCUGGUUUCGACUUCAGCAUCGCCGCCAAAAAUCCUCAAGACCCUCAGCCAUCUUACCAGUGCCUCAAUCUUGAACCCGACCUCCCUCCGAUAGCGCAGCCAAACCUAAAUUUCACGGCGCCCGAGUGUGUGACGGCCGACACAAACGACACGGCUAGUGACAUGUUUAGCUUGGGCAUCCUCAUCUACGUCAUUUACAACAAGGGGAAGCCUCUCUACGAAGCAUGUAGUAGUGUCGCAACGUUACGGCAGUGCGUCAGCAAACACUUGAAGCAGUUGUCUCUCAGUCAGCUGCACAGCAUUCCAGAAGAAGCCAGGGAGCACGUGAAAAUGCUGCUAAGCGUCACACCAGAUAUCAGGCCGGACGCUCACCAGUUCUCAAAGUUGAGAUACCUGGAAGAUGUUGGUGUGAAGACACUGCAGUACCUGGAUUCCCUCUUUCAGUGGGACAAUCUGCAGAAGUCUCAGGUGUACAAAGGCCUUCCCCAGGUUUUGGCACAGAUGCCAAAGCGGGUAGCCCUUCAUCGCGUCCUACCCUGCCUGGUGAAGGAAUACGUGAACCCUGACAUGGUGCCUUUUGUCCUACCCAGUGUCUUGCUCAUAGCAGAGCAGGCCACAAAAGAGGAAUUCACCUCUUUUAUCCUGCCGGACCUGGUGAGAAUAUUCCGCUUAAGGGAACCCAUACAGAUCCUUCUCAUAUUUAUGCAAAAAAUGGAGCUGCUGCUGACAAAAUGUCCACCGGACGAUAUAAAAAAUCACGUUCUGCCCAUGAUCUAUGUUUCGCUUGAGGCAGAUGCCCAACAGAUACAGGAACUCUGCUUGAACAUCAUCCCUGAUUUUGCUCACCUCAUCGACUACCCUUCGAUGAAGAACGCGUUAUUGCCUAGGAUAAAGAAGCUCUGUCUACUGACGAACUACCUCUCUGUGCGUGUGAACUGUCUCGUCUGCAUGGGAAAACUCCUGGAACAUCUCGACAAAUGGCUCGUGCUGGAUGAAAUACUUCCUGUGCUGCCGGAAAUUAGGUCUCGUGAGCCAGCAGUGCUAAUGGGCAUCUUGGGCAUAUACAAAUUAGCCAUGAGUCACAAAAAGCUGGGCAUCACUAAAGACGUGAUGGCAUGCAAGGUGAUUCCUUUCCUGAUGCCCCUGACAAUCGAAAAUGGGCUCUCGCUGAAUCAGUUCAAUGCUAUCAUGAGUGUGGUCAAGGAAAUGGUGCAGGCAGUCGAAGUGGAGCACAGAGCAAAGCUGGAGCAGCUCAAUUCUAUUAAGCAGGAACAGAGUUGUGCGAUGGAGAUGACAAAGAUCGAGCCCAUCAACCCGAAUGAGAUCAUCCAGGGACUAAAGCCACAUAAGGAAGACUCUCUGUCCAGCAGCAUCUACACAGACUUGGGCAUUGCGAACUACUCUUCAACACCUCAAAACGGUGGGAAAAACGUUCAACAGAAGGCAAAGCAGACGUCACUAACACUCGAAGAGAAACAGCAGUUAGCGCGCGACCAAGACACGCAACUCCGAAUGCAAUCCGAAGGCACUCUACGUCCGGUGCAAGCACCUGCGCCUUCCCGGCCUGAGCCAAAAGACCUGACCUCCACCCUCAUCAACUCCCAGCUUGCUUCGCUUAGUCUUCGAAGCCCAACUCAAUCCAAUCCAUUUACACCAUCCCCCGGCGGAUCUGAAUUGGGUCCAAUGGUACACCCUUCCAUGGGCGGUGAUGCCUCUUGGGGCUUUGGAGCUCCACGGCCAGCUAUGCAACAGCCAAUGUUUAAUGUACAGCAACAGAUGCAUCCUCCACGGCCACAAGUGAGCAUGGCGCCACUGGACAGCCUCCUGCCUCCCAUGAGUAAGACAAGCUCACGUGUUCCACUGAACCAGAUGGCGCCGCAAUCGACGAUGGCAACGAACGCUCCAUUUUAUCCGACGUUAACUCUCGGUGCCUCACAGGCAAGGCAGACAAAUAUGCCAGUCAAACCACUAACGAAAAAUGAAGUCGACGAUUUUCUGAGCUGAAAGGUUAUUGAGUGUUUGACAGUGAAUCGGGGCCUCAAAAGACCUCUGAAAGCAUCUGCGUGUGUCUCGAAUUAUGCUGGCGGAGCAUCUUGAAAGGAACCUCUCAAUACAGCCUUGUACACUACAGGAAUGCAUGGAGAAUGGAUGGGUAUGAGUGCAAUUUUUGGAAGCAGUCAAAGGUGUGAUGUAUUUCAUGUCCCCUAGUUUUGCUCAUGGAAGUGGUGAUGUCUCGCCCCCUACAUGUGUGAGCUGUUGUGACAUACUAAAUAAAGAAUAGGUAUAUGUUCCUUA